AUGAAAUUAACUUUAGUAUUAAUACUAUCACUGUUAUCAUGUUUAUUGGUAGUAAAAAGUGAAGAUCAAGAUUGGACUUACUCAGAGGUAAGAGAUGAACAACUCAAUCAAUUUACAGAGCAAGUUGAAAAUGAAAGGUUAAAUCAUUAUGAAGAAAAUUUUCGAUUUGGGUCAGUCAAUUGGAAGGAAAUAGUUGAAUAUUUAAAGGCAGCUCAAAAGACUCUAUUUGAACACUUGGAUCAAGCUACCUCUAAAGGUACCACUGAUUUCUUAGGUGGUUUGGUUUCUGGUUUCCAAGAAAUUGCAAACCCAGGUAAACAUAAAGUUUGUUUGGUUGAUAAAGAUCAAAUUAUAGGAGCUAUUUUCAGACCAAAUCCAGUCGAGCUAACAGGAAAAGACGAAAAGCCUCUUGAAUUAUAUGAAAUCUUUUCAAGCUAUUUGAUUCAUAUUGCAGAUAAUAUGGAUACUUUGCCAAGUAACACUAUUUCCAACUGUCUUUUUAAAUGGCAAUCUGAUAAACUCAGAGUAUGUGCCCAACACGUUUUAACUGAGCCGAAUUUGGCUCAAUCUUUUAUUCGUCAAAUGAUCAUUCAUCAAAGUAUACCAGCCAUUUUAGAUCAAGUUCUUGAUAUGAAUACCCAACUUUUGCAUGGUGAUCUUGCCGGUGCUGGAACAGCUGUUGGUAAGAUUGCAGGGUUAAUAUUUGUUGUAUUUUGGGGUGCUCCACCAAGCUAA
This is a messenger RNA of Cavenderia fasciculata, 735 nucleotides long. RefSeq lists its product as uncharacterized. Bases 1 to 735 code for a protein of 244 amino acids. The transcript is spliced from 3 exons. The record is from RefSeq and is a predicted model, not a curated record. Lineage: Eukaryota; Evosea; Eumycetozoa; Acytosteliales; Cavenderiaceae.